Messenger RNA from Macadamia integrifolia, 1165 nucleotides. Its product is annotated as CMP-sialic acid transporter 4-like. The record is from RefSeq and is a predicted model, not a curated record. Gene Ontology annotation, biological process: pyrimidine nucleotide-sugar transmembrane transport. Gene Ontology annotation, molecular function: pyrimidine nucleotide-sugar transmembrane transporter activity. Lineage: Eukaryota; Viridiplantae; Streptophyta; Magnoliopsida; Proteales; Proteaceae. Gene Ontology annotation, cellular component: Golgi membrane.
GAUAUAAUCAUCUUUCACAUUGCCAAAGAAAAAACCGAAUUACAGAGCAUCAUCACUUCUCAAGUGGGAAGCAAGCAAGUAAAGAGCAUCAGAGACUGGUUAGAGAUCUUGAAAACCUUCUCUCGAGUAAAUUGUAUUUCUGCUCCACCUGAGUCGCAAUGGAGUACCGGAAAAUCAAGGAUCAGGAUAAAGAUGGGGAUCCUGUUGAAGAUGAUAUAGAGAACUCACAUGGAAAGCCUCAUUCAGGUGGACCUGUCAAUAGUGUAGCCACCUUGGGCUUGAGCAACCGCUCCAAAUGGAAGCUCAAGUCGAUUGUUACAAUUACAUUAACUGUGCUUACGAGUUCACAGGGAAUAUUGAUUGUCUGGUCUAAAAGAGCUGGAAAGUAUGAGUACAGUGUAACAACUGCAAAUUUCUUGGUGGAGACUUUAAAAUGUGCACUGUCACUUGCAGCCCUAGUAAGAAUCUGGAGACGUGAGGGUGUUACUGAAGAUAACAAGCUGAGUACAUCAUUCGACGAGGUUUCUGUUUACCCUAUUCCUGCAGCACUCUACCUUAUUAAGAACUUACUUCAGUAUUAUAUUUUUGCAUAUGUGGAUGCUCCUGGUUACCAAAUACUGAAGAACUUGAAUCUUAUCAGUACUGGAGUGUUAUACCGCAUCAUUCUAAAGAAAAAGUUAAGUGAGAUUCAGUGGGCAGCUUUUAUUUUGCUAUGUGCAGGAUGCACUACUGCACAACUUGAUUCUUCUUCUGAUCGUGUUCUUCAAACUCCUUUUCAAGGUUGGAUAAUGGCCAUUAUCAUGGCACUUCUAAGUGGCUUUGCAGGUGUCUACACAGAGGCUAUAAUAAAAAAACGUCCAUCACGAAAUAUAAAUGUACAGAACUUCUGGUUAUAUAUCUUUGGGAUGGCCUUCAACGCUAUUGCUAUUUUCACUCAGGAUUUUGAUGCAGUCAUCAACAAGGGAUUCUUUCAUGGUUACUCAUUGAUUACUACUCUCAUGAUUCUCAACCAUGCACUCAGUGGUAUUGCUGUAUCGAUGGUGAUGAAGUAUGCUGAUAAUAUUGUGAAGGUUUAUUCUACCUCUGUGGCGAUGCUACUCACUGCUUUUGUAUCUAUAUUUCUCUUUGGGUUUCAUCUCUCCCUUGCCUUUUUCCUCGGGUCAAU